Molecule: messenger RNA, 1971 nt
Organism: Symbiodinium natans
Lineage: Eukaryota; Dinophyceae; Suessiales; Symbiodiniaceae
Source: the annotation of a GenBank genome assembly
AUGAUGCGUGCGCUCUUGCCGCUUGUUUUGCCAUGGGUUUGCCUCGCAGAGCCUUGUUUACCAGGUGAGGCGACCUGUGAGGGUGAUGUUGGUGAUGUCGCCACCUUCCUGCACCACAAGCAUCGCCGGAGCACCCGGAGCAGCGGCCCUGCGGUGCCCUGCUCAAGCAGCCUCUCCUCCGCGACGUGGCAGUUGAGGAAGCGCUUCGACGAAGUCUUUGUGGAGCUUUAUGGGGCCCCGGUGAACAAGAACGGCAUGUCGGAUACAAAGAUGCGUGAUCACUGGCCGGACAUGACGGUGCAGGGGAGCCAGCGUCGCACCAAGGCCCUUUCAGAACUCAUGGCGGAACUUGACGAUGCAUUUGCUGAUGCUGGACAGCCGCUCUAUGACAGGAAUGCCGUGUCCCGCAUGCAGAUGCUGGUCCGGGAGCGCCUCCGCGGGGAGUCGAUCCCUACGUCCUCGGACUUGCCGUUGGCACUCACAAUGGACCUCUUUCCCCAGGACGACCCUACUCCGAGCCAAAUGCCUUUCUACUACUACCCGGGCAUCUACCAAGCGCUCACGGCCGUGCGCGAAGAAUCGCCAAUGUCGAAGCCAGAAGGCUUGGCGAAGUUCCCAGCGUACCUGCGUCAAUGGUCAACGUUCCUUGAGGCCUCCCAGAAAGCUGGUGUGAUCCCGCAGCAGGCAAACUUUGAUCAUUGGUACGAUGCGUACACGUCUCCCGUGGACUGGAGUGUUUGGACAAAAGACCCGAGCCUUCUCGAAGAGCUUCGUAGCAGCCUCGAGGAGUUCCAGGCUGCUAUCAAGGGCUUCGCGCCUUUGAUCCCCAAAGCCUACGGCCCCGGCUUUGAGCGUGGCUACUCGGCCCUUGGGGCCGUCGGCCAGGAGAUCUUCGUCUGGCGCCUCGUCGGCUUCGGCAUGAAUGUCACAACGGAACAGGCGAAGCAAGUGGCCGAGGAGUCCAGAGCCGAUGCCGAGAUGAUGUCCCGGAAGGUGGUGGAGCUCGUAAGCCAAGCCUUCGGGCGGAGCAUGACGGCUGCGGAUGUGCUGGGAUUGAUCAAUGACCAAUCUGGACCCUUCUACUAUCAGAACAUGUCCUGGACCGACAUGACCAACAACCUCACCCUUGUCUACAACAACAUCCUCCGGGGCACCAGGUUUGCCUUCACCGAGCUGCACAACUGCAACACGGCCGUGUACCCCUGCGAAGUCUCCGGGGCAGUCCUGGAUAUGCAGCGCUGCGGCAACAGCCAGUUCCCAGCCUUCAUCCUGCAGACGCCCGCGUACGAUGCCAACGGCAACUGCGUAAACCAACAGAUCCUCGAACUUGGUCAGGGCCUGGACUGUCACGAGAACUUGACGAAGGGCUUGGCUUGCAUGGACUACAUGAUCCCGCUGAUGGCGGCCAGCAUGAUCCACGAAGGCUUGGGCCAUUGGCUCCAGGAGACCAUCUUCAUGCCCGACGCGUGCAACGUCGACCUGCCAGUUGUGGACACCUUCCAGGAGGGUUGGGGGCUGUAUUCCGAGAGCCUUGGUGAGGCGCUGGGUGCCUACGACAACAAGACCUUGUGGGGCAAGUUGAGCUUGGCGGGCAUGUACAUGGGCAGGGGCUUGCGGCAGUCCAGAUACUUCUUGGAGCACGAUGUCAACUAUGGCGACAUGACCCGAAGUGAAGCAGUGGCAGAGUGGAACAAAUAUCCCUUUGCUUCGCCCACACUUUACGUGGCGAAUGCCUGGGACUUUAUCAACAACACCUGUCAGAGGUCAACGUAUUGGCCAACUGCGAAGCUAAUGCUCGAGCAACGGGAGGUCGCACAGAAGACCCUGAGCGAGAAGGACACGCCCUUCAAUCUCCCGGUUUUCAACCACUUCAUGGGCACGCUGACGGAUCAGCUGACUGGCGACAUGGUCGGAGCGGCUACGCAGAGCUUCAUCGACUGCAGCGUGAAGGAGAACUGCUUUGCAAAAUGA